UGAGCCGGAGUCGGAUGCUCAACUGACUGAGCCGCCCAGACGCCCCGGGAGAGAUGGGCCUUGUUCAGACCCGUCGUCCCUGCAUGUGACACGCUGUUCCUGGUGCAUCAUGGGCAGCAAACAUUUCCCAAAGGGGUAACUUUUCCUCUGCUGUAUUGCAGGUCAGCCAGGACCCCGGAGCCGGACCCCGGAGCCGGAGAGCUUUGUCCCGGACCGCAGACCCGAAGGAAACCCAUUGAUGGCUUUCCCACCGCCGUCGACAGAUCACCGGUGAAUCGCGGGGCAGCGCUGGGUCGUGAUUUGGAUGCAGCUGAGGAAAAUGCAGACCAUCAAGAAGGAGCAGGUGUCCCUGGACGCGGGCAGCGGCGGGGACAAGAUGCCGGCGCUCGGGCCCGCCCUGGCCGACGUCUCGGAAGACCUGGCGGCCGGCGAGGAGCUGCUGCUGGGCGAGGGCGGCGUGGGCAAGGGCCGCUCGUCGGCCUGCCGGCGGAAGCGGGAGUUCAUCCCCGACGACAAGAAGGACGCCAUGUACUGGGAGAAGCGGCGGAAGAACAACGAGGCGGCCAAGCGGUCCCGGGAGAAGCGGCGGCUCAACGACCUGGUGCUGGAGAACAAGCUGAUCGCGCUGGGCGAGGAGAACGCCACGCUCAAGGCCGAGCUGCUCUCCCUGAAGCUGAAGUUCGGGCUCAUCAGCGCGGCGGCCUACGCGCAGGAGAUCCAGAAGCUCAGUCACUCCACGGCCGUGUACUUUCAGGACUACCCGGCGUCCAAGCCCAGCGCCGGCCCCUUCGCGGACGAGCAGGAGCCCCCGCUGGUGACGAGCGGCUGCAUCUCGGUCAUCAAGCACUCCCCGCAGGCCUCGCUGUCCGACGCCUCCGAGGCGUCCCCGCGGGAGCCGCCGCAGGACGGGGCCGCGCGGGCUGGCUGCGGCAGCCCCGACCGCAAGUUCCAGGCCAUCAAGCAGGAGCCGGUGGAGCUGGAGGGCUAUGCCAGGGAGGCGGGUGACGAGCGGGGCGCCUUCCGGACCUCCGUGUACCAGAACCUCCUGGGGACCGCCUUCCCCGGCUACUCCCACUCCCCGCCGCUGCUGCAGGCCGCCCGGUCCUCCAGCAACUCCCCCAGGACCUCGGAGACGGACGACGGCGCGGUGGGGAAGUCCUCGGACGGCGAAGAUGAGCAGCAGGUCCCCAAGGGCCCCGUCCACUCCCCCGUGGAGCUGCGGCGCGCGCACGCCGCCGUGGUGAAAGUGCCGGAGGCGAACUCCGCGGCCCUGCCGCACAAGCUGCGCAUCAAAGCCAAAGCCAUGCAGAUCAAAGUCGAAGCCUUCGAUCAGGAGUUCGAGGCCACGCAGAAGCCGUCCUCGCCCGUGGACGUGGCGCCCAGGAGGCAUUUCGAACUGGAGAAGCACAGCGCCCCGAGCGCGGUGCACCCCCCCCUCCCCCCGUUCUCAGUGCAGGUGACGAACAUCCAGGAUUGGUCCCUCAAAUCGGAACACUGGCACCAAAAAGAGCUGAAUGGCAAAACUCAGAACGGCUUCAAAACGGGAGUUGUGGAAAUGAAGGACGGUGGCUACCAAGUCUCGGACCCGGAGAACUUGUUCCUGAAGCAGGGGAUGAUCGCAAACUUGUCGGCAGAGGUGGUGUCACUGAAGAGACUCAUAGCCACACACCAGAUCUCCGCCUCGGACUCCGGGUAGAGCUCCGGGUGGCCGGAGCGCUUCAUUCGCAGUCGUUGAGUCCGUUUUGUAUCGGGCGGGAUUUUCGCUGGACCCGUAAUGUCAUUCCACUGUCUGUGUUCACAUGCUGUCCGCUGGGUCUCCUCCCGGGCACAGAUGACCACGGAGACAAGAUCUGUUGUCACUCUGCCUCGUGUAUAGUCACGUCGUCUGUUGCAAAGGCUGUGCAUAUCGAACAUUAUUUUUGUUGUUCUGUUAUAAAGCGUGUCGGUUACCAGGUUCAAUAAAGGAUUGGUGACAGAGACCGA
Molecule: messenger RNA, 1983 nt
Organism: Suricata suricatta (meerkat)
Lineage: Eukaryota; Metazoa; Chordata; Mammalia; Carnivora; Herpestidae
Gene: NFIL3
Product: nuclear factor, interleukin 3 regulated
Exons: 1
Coding region: 305-1696 (463 amino acids)
Biological process (GO): DNA-templated transcription; circadian rhythm; regulation of DNA-templated transcription
Cellular component (GO): nucleus
Molecular function (GO): DNA-binding transcription factor activity; DNA binding
Source: RefSeq, a predicted model, not a curated record